This is a messenger RNA of Myxozyma melibiosi, 1422 nucleotides long. RefSeq lists its product as uncharacterized. The record is from RefSeq and is a predicted model, not a curated record. Gene Ontology annotation, biological process: positive regulation of catalytic activity. Bases 1 to 1422 code for a protein of 473 amino acids. NCBI's taxonomy places the organism in Eukaryota, Fungi, Ascomycota, Lipomycetes, Lipomycetales, Lipomycetaceae. Gene Ontology annotation, cellular component: fungal-type vacuole; cell periphery. The transcript has 3 exons.
AUGCCCAAAUCCCCCGCCGCCCCCGAAAUAGUCCUGCAAAAGGCAGACACACUACCAGACACGUCGUCGCGCAAGUCAGAAGGCUCAGUGGCCUUGCUCCGGCCCAACUCGAUACCGGUCUGGGCCGCCGCCAAGCUCGAUGGCCGCUCAGCCGGGAGCAAGAGCUCGAAUUCACCGACUACGACCGCGUCCUCGGAUCGUCUUGGUCCUAGGACAAGUUCAACCCAGGCCUCUUCUACAUCUUACAGUCCGCCGUCGCCGAUACUGGCUGCGACGAAGACUACCAUGCCUCUCAGUCUGGCGCCGGAAAGGAGCAAUACCGGCACCUCCCGGUGGUCGGAAUUCGUCUCGCUUUCACAACUCCCUGGCCAAACAAAGACAGAGAACGAUCUGCGACUGAUGUCUCAGGCUGUCCGCUCUGACGGUCUUUCAGAGGAAAAACUGCCUGCAAGUCCGGGUGUGAAAAGUAGCGGCUCGAUACCCCAUCGGUUAUCUGAAAAAUUAGAUAACGAGAGCGAGUCCUUUAUGAACGACAACAGUUUAACACUUGCGAGCGGCACCGACGCCGGAGAUCAGAGCAGUCGGCAAGGAGACAAGAGCGCACACUUGUUCUUCCACAAGAAGCGGAAAAUCAUAGCCUUUGAAGACCUGGAGAAACAAAUGGACUUGACCGGCCCAUGGAAUCCCGCGCACGACCACUCGACUACAAAUCUCGAUUCCGGACGCGCAGACGGCCUCGCGGUUCCCGAAAACGCAGUCUCAGCAAGCCAUCACCACCGAUCGGAUGCGUACUCGAUUAACAGCAACAUCCAGUCAUCGAUCUCCCGAAGCAGUGUCGACUCGCACUUUGUGAUGACUGCCGAUCUGGCGGCACGGCGGGCAAACAGGAAACUGAAUCUACGGGUUAUGCUCCUGAAUAACCCGUACGUGCCCAUGACGCUCCGAUGUGGCAUCUUUGUGCUCUCUAUCUUGGCGUUGGCGCUGGCAGCGAGCAUUUAUCACUUCACCAGGAUGUACAAGGCGGAUAGUCUAAGUCAGCAGUCGUCGACCAUCAUGGCGAUCUGCGUCCAGAGUUGCGCGCUUGUCUAUCUGGUUUACAUCACAUACGACGAGUAUUCCGGCAAACCUCUUGGCCUUCGCGAUGCAAAAGAUAAAGUGAAGCUCAUCAUGUUGGAUCUUAUUUUCAUAAUCUUCUCUUCGGCAAACUUGGCGUUAACAUUCAACACAUUAUACGACUAUCAAUGGGUCUGCGCUUCGCCGGAUACCUCGAUGUCGGACAAUACCCCGUACGAUAGCCACAUCUGCCGCCGCCAGCGUGGUCUCGCUGCGUUUCUUUUUCUGGUACUGAUAAUGUGGGUGAUGACAUUCACCAUCAGCAUUCUACGUGUAGUCGAGCGCGCGAGUGGUGGGUCCCGAAGAUAG